AUGAAAAAUUCAUUGCUUUUAUCAUCAUCAUCUCUAGAAGGUGAUCCUUCUUCAGCAACCCAUUCCUCUUGUCCCAGGCCAAUUCGAGUGGCAGUAUUGGGCGGUAAAGGUUGUGGCAAAACCUCAUUAGUCACAAGGUUAACACUUAACUUAGUACAUGAAGUUCAUUAUCCAACCAGAAAACAAAAUAACUGGUUGUUCUCAUUUGAGCCAAAGACAGAUUUGUCCAAAUGCAUAUUGGAUGAACAUAUUCAUGAUAGAUUGGGUAGAACAGAUAAACAAUUGGUAACUUGCUGCAUUUUCCCCACUCCACAACUAUCACCUCAUCUCUUAUUAUCACCUCCUCUAUACGAUAAGAUUUUAACUAAUUUUACCAAUUUAAAAAAAACGCAACAAGGAUCUAAAUCCAGUUAUUACAGCUAUUGCUUUGAUGAUAGAGAUAAAAUAUGCUUUAAAAAAGAGAAUAAAUACUACUAUUACUUAGAUCCUGAUAAAUUGGAUGAGGGUGAGCUAGAAGCAUUGCAAACAGAAAAUGUUAGAAGUAACUCCACAAAUAGCAUCAUGAAAUUGGGAUCUGAUUUACAGCCCUUAUAUAGCGACUCAACUGUGUCCACCUGUGCUAGCAGUAAUAACACAUUGCAUAAUAUAAAGCAUGGAGAUAGUAUGCAUUUAUUACAGAUGAAUUACUUCCACCAAAUGAAACUACCUUCCAAUUAUGAACCUCCAAUUAUUUCCCCAAUCCCCGUAGACAUUAUAGACACCCCGCCAUUUGACCCGGAUAUGGUCGUUCCCUUCUUAGAAGUUUCGCUAUUUAGAAAUUUAGGUAAAGAGUAUUUACACGGCCUAGCUGAUGAACCAAGGAAACCUGUCAGUACAACAAGUUUGAUAACUGCUAGUGGCGCCAGUGAACUAAACGGCAAGAUAGACUGUUAUUUGCUAGUUUAUAGUUGUUUCCCAGAUGACGUAGACCCACCAGAUUAUGACAGUACACCAGCGAGCAACAAUUCAACUUCUUCUCCUCUUCAUAAUUCUACCAGCAGUGUCUCUUCCAACGUUAAGAAAAAAUCGCCACUAGAUCUAUUAGUCAAUAUCAGACAGACUAUAGAAGAAGCUUGGAAAGAAUAUUAUAACUAUAAAAAAGGUUGGGACUCUGGCGCAGAAAGAGAUGUUUAUUCGAUAAUGUACAAUUUGAAAAAAUUAUGGAAAAGUGGUGCAUCUUCAUCUUCAUCACUAAGAGGGGGUACCACAGAUACAAAAGAUAACGGCGGUACACGUAACUCUUCUCUUCUUAAACUCAGUCAUGAUUCACCACCGCCUUUUAUAAUUGUAGCAACGCAUUGUGCAAGUCCAUUAAGUUCUCCCGUUUUACUUGAAAUGGGGAGAGAAUUAGCAACCGAAUGGGGUUGUGGUUUUGUUGCUGUUGAUAGUGUUAUAGAUUAUAAUAUAGACGAAACUUUAAGUGCUGCUAUUAGAGAGGUUGUUGAACGGGAAAAAUAUUUAGCGUCCUUGAAAUAG
Saccharomycodes ludwigii is the source of this 1515-nucleotide messenger RNA. RefSeq lists its product as uncharacterized. NCBI's taxonomy places the organism in Eukaryota, Fungi, Ascomycota, Saccharomycetes, Saccharomycodales, Saccharomycodaceae. The record is from RefSeq and is a predicted model, not a curated record. The coding region runs from base 1 to 1515 and encodes 504 amino acids. The transcript has a single exon.